Messenger RNA from Trachymyrmex septentrionalis, 4485 nucleotides. RefSeq names its product mothers against decapentaplegic homolog 7 (gene Dad). Bases 1949 to 3616 code for a protein of 555 amino acids. Gene Ontology annotation, molecular function: I-SMAD binding; transcription regulator inhibitor activity. NCBI's taxonomy places the organism in Eukaryota, Metazoa, Arthropoda, Insecta, Hymenoptera, Formicidae. Gene Ontology annotation, biological process: cell differentiation; BMP signaling pathway; anatomical structure morphogenesis. The transcript has 5 exons. The record is from RefSeq and is a predicted model, not a curated record. Gene Ontology annotation, cellular component: heteromeric SMAD protein complex.
AAACCGCGAGUGUACCGCCUCUGCGCGAGUGUUGCCCGCGCCGUAUCCCGCGGGGGCCAGCGAUUUCAAGAAUGUGACAGUGCGUGUCCUCACGGUCGGACAAUCGGACGGACGUGGUGCAUCGAGUGAGGAGCAGUGAACAGCAACGGCGGAGCGUCGGCGAUGAUGGAUGUCGGGUACCGUCGUCGCGGUGUCGUGUCACGGUGAAAGAGCACAGCGGCCUGUGGAAACGGAGAGAUAGAAGAAGAAAAAGAAGAAGAAGAAGGACGGACGAUGCGAGCGGAAAAUGUCACUCGGUGAUACGCGCGCACGGAUGACGGGGAGUGAUCGACGGAGCGACGGUCACGAGUCUGAGGUUGUUAGAGUGUCGCCGCGGCGGCGGUGGUGGUGGUGGCAGCGACGGUCGUCGUCGUCGCUACGUGGUGCCGCCGACGCGGUGGUGCCGGCAUUGGCGACGGCACGGGCGCCGGGUCGCCGGGAACGACGUUAUCGCGUCUCUCCGCAGCCGCGGGCAUCAUCGAAAUCGAACUCCUUCUGCCGCUCGACGGCUACGUCGUCGUCGUUGCGCUACUUAUUGUCGCUGCGUCAACAGUUGUUGGCAAGAAUCGCGGCGGGCACCUCCUGAAGAGGGAUUUUUUUUUCGCGACGCGACGUCGCGCCGGGCUAUACUGUAUACACACCGUCUCUCGUAAAGUGCACACGUACACCUACACACACGCGCGCACACGCAAACGUAUACGGCCGCCGGUCGGUGUGCCGGGUCGCGAGGUUAAGGCACCGCGUCGCCCUCGAUACGCGACAGCCGAGGAAAGUAAAGGCCGGGUGUCGUGCGUGCGCCGACCGAUUCGUUUCGUGCUCACCCUCUUUCGUCCCCGCCCCCCCCCACUCUUCUUCUCACCGCAUCGCCUUUCCCCUCUCUCGCCUCCCUCCACGCCUGGUCUCUUCUUUCUCCUCUCUCUUUCUGUCGUAUAUGUGACGGAUAAGAAGCGUACACGACCAUCUAUCAGUAGCAACGCGCUCGUCGUUCGUCGGUGGUAGAGCUUCGCCGGUGACGGUGACGGUGCUGUGUGCGUGCAUGCGUACGUGCGUGCCGCGUGGUGCGUCUUAUAAAACGUCAUCGGGCAACAACGUCCACUGGUGCGAUCCGCGAUGCCGACAGUGGCUGAUGCGCACAGCCGUCGUACAGAUUGCCCGCGAGGAUAUUACGAGAUGUCCGUCGACGAUCUGAGCGAGGACACGUGAGCUGAGAAGCGUCGAGAGGAAAGAACGAGAGGUAAAUGAGAGUUCAAGGUCAGCCGGCAGUGCUGUUGGACUCGUUUACACGGCCAAAAAAACUUAUCCGAAGGAGAAGGCGGGACCGUUCGUCGCUCGUUGGAAGUCGGAAAUAUCACCGGCGGAGAAACGCACACUUGGUCGCCAGCCGGUCGGAGAGAGGACAGGAGAGAGAGAGAGAGAGAGAAGAAUCGGAGGCUCCGCCGUUGUGGACUGUCACACUAUUUCGGGACCGUGAUCCAAAGUGCGCGCGGGCGCAAAUAAGUAUACACGCGAGCUGUGUUGUGUAUGUGUGUGUAUGUGAGAGAGUGAGGGCUCCAUCGUCUGUGAUUUUUUCGUGUGCGUCGGAGAGGUGUUUUCCGUUGACAGUGCGUAUUUGAUGCUCGCUGAAGGGAGUAAAGGAGAAGAAGAAGAAGAAGAAGAAGAAGAAGGAAAAAAAAGAGGAGGAAGGAGACCUCGCGGAGAAGGGUGCUCGAACAGGAAGGUCGCCGGCAGCGAGUUGCUUGCUCGCUUGCGACCGACCGCGUGCAAGACCGCGCGUGUGCGACGAGUGUGCGCGCGUGUGUGUGAGUGUUAUCCAGUCCCCCCCCGGCCGUUGGAGUCUCCUAUUGUUUUCCUACGGCGGCUACGUUGAAAAGGACUGGCCACCAAAUGCGCGUACCGCAAAUCCUAUUUCAUGUUGAUGUUCUGGAGCAAACGGACGGUGCUCACUAGACGUCUGCUAAAGGCCAAGGUCCGUGGGGAGCAUGAAACCGAGUGUGAAGCUCAAGAGGAUUCAUCGUCACGUACGUUUCAUCGCACGAGCAGCAGCAACGCGAGCGGCGCCGCCGCCGGCUACGACAACACGGGCAGUAACAACAACAAAGCGACGACGACGGGCCGACAAGUGAGUAGGGUUACGGCGCGGGGACCAACGUUGUCGGGGAGCGGCGCGGGGGCAGGGGCAGGAGGAGGAGGAGGAGGUGGUGGAGCGGUGGUCUACGGGGGACGCAACACCGCGGCCAGCAGGUUGCAUCAAGGCUGUUGCGGCGGCGACACGAGUCAGGAUGACGAUGAGGAACAGCAGCAGCAGCAGCAACAACAGCUGCAGCAGCAAGAUCCUGGUCGGUUACUGAGAUGUAAGGAACUCCUCAAGUCGCUCAAGGAGAAUCAACUGGAGAUGCUACUCACCGCCGUCGAGAGUUACGGCGCCGACCUAAGCUCCUGCGUUCUCGUGCCGCGUCAGGUCGAGGAUUAUCCGUACGAUCAGCAGCACGAGCAGCAGCAAUAUCACGGCAGCAGGCCGCAUCGUCAUCAUACCCGUCAUUUUCAUCAGCGCCGUUAUCGUCAGUAUCGGCACCACCGCUCCAGCAGGCAUCAUCGCUCGUCCUCCGUCGAGGACGAUCAGGAAAGCUGCUGCUCCGCGUCGGAGGACUCCUCCUCCGCGUCGCCGAUGAGAUCGGCGAGAAACGGUAGCGGUGCCGUCGUGCCGAUCAGAGGAGGAUCAGCAGUCGAGAGGAGCACCGGCGGCCCGUGCGACCCGCACCUCCUCUGUUGCCAGAUCUGGCGGUGGCCAGAUCUCGAGCACUCCUCGGAGCUCAAGAGACUACCUAUAUGUCAUUCCGCUAAAGAUCCCGUAUACAUAUGCUGCAACCCUUAUCACUGGAGCCGACUCUGCAGACCCGAGUCGCCACCACCCCCGUAUUGCCUUAUCGCCGAUAGACUGAGACCCGAAGAUUGUGCACCCAGUGAAGGGGAUCAACGUCGGUGCAGAAACAGCACGCCCCUGCCACUUCCCGGCUCGCUUACCACCAACGGAGAAGGUGAGACAGGACAGAGGGAAUGGUGUACCUUGGCGUACUGGGAAUUGGGCGGCCGAGUUGGUCGUUUGUAUCCUGUGGAACCAUCGACAGUGAACGUCUUCGACUCUCUUCAUGAUGGCGACGGUCUCUGUUUAGCGACUCUGGUUGAAAAUCACAAUGCUCCGCCCGCGGUCCAGCGUACGCGCAGCAAAAUCGGCCUUGGACUAACGCUCAGUCAGGAAGCGGACGGUGUAUGGGCGUACAAUCGAUCGGAAAGCCCAAUCUUCGUGAACUCGCCCACCCUGGACGAUCCGGAAUCGAGGACGUUACUGGUUUAUCGAGUGCCACCGGGUUUCUGUCUCAACAUCUUCGACCGCGCCAAGAUCAUGCAGCUUCCAUACGGCGGCGGCGGCGGUCAGGCCGCUGGUUUUACCGCCUCCGGCCCCGUCGACAUUAACUCCGUCCGCAUCAGCUUCGCCAAAGGCUGGGGACCCAAGUAUUCGCGACAGGAAGUCACUUCCUGUCCGUGUUGGCUCGAGGUGCUCCUAGCGCCGUGUAGGUGAUCAUCCCCAAGACUGGCCAGGCCGAAGAGUAUCGUCAAGUCCCGUUUUCAACUCGCGCCUCUUGCUCCUCCUCGUCGUCAUCGUCAUCGUCGUCGUCGUUGUUCUCGGAGAGGAUCGGUGAUAAUGAUGCGACGACCGUGGCCUUUAGCUCCGUCCUAGCGAGAGCUGUGUUAAUAAUAAAUAAAAAAGAACACGUGUGUGUGCGCCGGGGGCGAUCCUCAGUGGCGCGUGCCGGGGUCGUCCCAACAACCCCAGCAGUCUUACCAAAGUACACGCCGUUAAAAUAAUACGUUUAGGAACAACGUUGCGUUCCACUUUCGUCAAUAGAAUGAGAGACGGGAACGAACGAGAUCGUUCGCGAGCGUGUUCAUCGAGCGCGUAUGAACGGAGAGAUUCACAUCGAGACUUACAUGGGACUUAGGAUCAUUAUGAUGCGUGCGUUUGAUUCGUAGUUCUUCUUUUUUAAUUUUAUUCUCUGAUUGCUUAGGCGUCGAUGCUAUUCUCGAGAUUCGUGUGAGAAUUUCCGACAGAGGAAGCGUAGAGAGUCGGGCUUCCGGUAGGUCUAGUCACUUGCGUUUAUGGUCUACGCGCGCUAGCUCGCGAAUCGCGCGCGUGGAUUCUGAAUUCAACAUGGCAGGGAAAAUUCUUAGUCUCGUAAAGAUGAAGCAUGAUGUAAAGAGUAACAUCGACGAAACAGUAUGUAGAUAGAGAGUAUCUAUUUCAUGAUCGCUCUUUGAAAAAUAUUUUUUGGAUAAUCGCUUUUGUCAGUUAUUUAAAAAAAUUCAGAGAACAGCAGGGAUUUAUUGGCAUUUAAUAAUAAACAAAGAAGAUAGUUAUCCAAUAUACAUAACACAGAAAAUAAUUGAAUG